Messenger RNA from Zonotrichia albicollis (white-throated sparrow), 2529 nucleotides. NCBI's taxonomy places the organism in Eukaryota, Metazoa, Chordata, Aves, Passeriformes, Passerellidae. The record is from RefSeq and is a predicted model, not a curated record.
GGAACAUGUCCUCUCGCAAGGGACUCAACGGUGCCUGCUCUGUGCACGAGUACACCGGGUCCUUCAUAGGACAGAGUGCCCACUUCAAGAUGACAUCGGUGUGUGGUCACGUCAUGACUUUGGAUUUCAUAGGAAAAUAUAACAGCUGGGACAAAGUGGAUCCAGCAGAACUUUUCAGCAAAGCUCCCACAGAAAAGAAAGAGGCUAAUCCCAAAUUGACCAUGGUGAAGUUUUUACAGGUGGAGGCAAGAGGCUGUGACUGUAUUGUCUUGUGGUUGGAUUGUGAUAAGGAAGGAGAAAACAUCUGUUUUGAAGUUCUUGAUGCUGUUCUGCCUGUCAUGAACAAGCCCCGUGGCACGGAGAGGACGAUUUACAGAGCUAAGUUCAGCUCCAUCACCGACACCGACAUCUGCAACGCCAUGAAUCACCUGGGAGAGCCCAACCGCAACGAGGCCCUGUCCGUGGAUGCCCGCCAGGAGCUGGAUCUGAGGAUUGGCUGUGCCUUCACAAGGUUCCAGACUAAAUAUUUUCAGGGAAAAUAUGGGAAUUUAGACAGCUCCCUCAUCUCCUUUGGGCCAUGUCAAACCCCAACACUUGGAUUCUGUGUUGAGAGGCAUGACAAAAUCCAGUCAUUUAAGCCUGAGACUUACUGGGUGUUGCAAGCUAAAGUGAACCCUGAAAAAGACAGUUCUCUCACUUUGGAUUGGGAUAGAGUGAGGGUGUUUGAUCGUGAGGUUGCUCAAAUGUUCCUGAACAUAACAAAGAUGGCAAAAGAAGCAAAGGUAGAAUCUGUGAGUAAAAAAGAGAAGGUGAAGCAGAGACCACUGGCUCUGAAUACAGUAGAAAUGCUCCGAGUGGCCAGUGCUGCUUUAGGAAUGGGCCCCCAACAUGCCAUGCAAAUAGCAGAACGUCUGUACACCCAGGGCUACAUCAGCUACCCUCGAACAGAAACCACCCAUUAUCCAGAAAAUUUUGACCUGAAAGGAUGUUUGAGACAACAGGCCAAUAACCCUUACUGGGCAGAAACUGUAAAAGUAUUGCUAUCAGAAGGCAUCAAUCGUCCAAGGAAAGGCCAUGAUGCAGGAGACCAUCCUCCCAUCACCCCCAUGAGAGCUGCAACAGAAGCAGAAUUAGGUGGAGACGGGUGGCGCCUGUACGAGUACAUCACUCGGCACUUCAUUGCCACUGUCAGUGCUGACUGCAAGUACCUGCAAACCACCAUUUCCUUCAGUAUUGGCCCUGAAAGAUUUACCUGUGUUGGCAAGGUGGUAACUUCACCAGGAUUCACAGAAAUUAUGCCAUGGCACAGCAUCCCAUUAGAAGAGAGCCUUCCCCACUGUGAGAAAGGAGAUCUUUUUCCAGUUGGUGAAAUAAAGUUACUGGAAAAGCAAACCAGCCCUCCUGAUUACCUGACAGAAGCAGAGCUGAUCACUCUGAUGGAAAAACAUGGCAUUGGAACUGAUGCCAGCAUUCCAGUCCACAUUAACAACAUUUGCCAGCGAAACUAUGUCACAGUGGAGAGUGGUCGGAGACUAAAGCCUACAAACCUUGGCAUUGUUCUGGUUCAUGGUUAUUACAAAAUAGAUGCAGAACUGGUUCUUCCUACAAUCCGCAGUGCUGUAGAAAAGCAACUCAACCUAAUAGCUCUGGGUAAAGCAAAUUAUCAUCAGGUCUUGGAGCACACCCUUGACAUUUUCAAAAGGAAAUUUCACUAUUUUGUGGAUUCUAUUGCAGGCAUGGAUGAACUGAUGGAAGUGUCUUUUUCACCCUUGGCUGCCACAGGCAAACCCCUUUCCCGCUGUGGUAAAUGCCAUCGAUUCAUGAAGUACAUUCAGGCCAAGCCGAGCCGCCUGCACUGCUCUCACUGUGAUGACACCUACAGCCUCCCCCAGAAUGGUACCAUUAAACUCUACAAGGAGCUGCGUUGUCCCCUGGAUGACUUUGAGCUGGUGCUGUGGUCAUCUGGAUCCAGAGGAAAGAGCUAUCCACUGUGUCCAUACUGUUACAACCAUCCUCCCUUCAGGGACAUGAAGAAAGGAAUGGGCUGUAAUGAGUGCACCCACCCCACGUGCCAGCACUCCCUUAGCAUGCUUGGAAUUGGGCAGUGUGUGGAGUGUGAGAACGGGGUUCUGGUGCUGGACUCGACCUCGGGCCCCAAGUGGAAGAUGGCCUGCAACAAAUGCAACGUGGUCGUGCACUUCUUCGAGAACGCCCACAAGGUGCGGGUGUCGCCCGAGACGUGCGACUUGUGCGAGGCGGCGCUCGUGGACGUGGAUUUUAACAAAGCCAAAUCCCCCCUACCUGGAGAUGAGACCCAGCACUCAGGCUGUGUGUUCUGUGACCCCGUGUUUCAGGACCUGGUGGAGCUGAAACACGCGGCCAUGAGGCACCCCAUGCACCGUGGGGGACAGGGGAAGCGGCAGGGGCGGGGAAGGGGCAAAGGCCGGAGACCUGGAGGAAGGCUCAACCCAAAGAAACCCAAGGACAAAAUGGCAGCUCUGGCUGCUUACUUUGUAUAAUGGCUACACA